GACAGCUUUAUUUACGCGGGCAAUUCUCCAGCUGCAGAGCUACUAUAGCCUUAGCCUGCUUGGACUGGUGAACUUUGUGAUUUUGUGAUUGUGAAAAUGUCACAGCGCAGUAUUACGAGUUUCUUCUCUGUCCAAAAAAAGAAGGUCGAAGAGGAAAAGAAUGACACCGAAACUACAAAAGUCGACAAUGAGCCGAAGAGCAAACAGCGCACAAAAUCACCUCUCUCGACCACGCCGGUCAAAAAAGGGAAAAAAUCUGCUUGCGUCGACGAUGGCUCACCCAUAGGAAAAAAGCGAAAGCAAACCAAAAAGCUUGUUUUGAGUUCUGAUGAGGAUGACUAUGAGAACAUUACUCCAAAGUCAAGCAAAUCAGGAGGCUCUGAGGAAUCAAGCGGAAACUCUGCAAGUUCUUCAUCUGAGGAGGAAGCAGUUAAAGUCUUAUCCACAGGAAGAAAGAAACGGGUCAAGGGAGCGACAGCUUUGAAAGAACUGGAGGCAAAGCGAGCGGCUAAACGGGCUCGAGUUGAUAAUGGACCAGCGCCUGAAAAACCAGCCAAAAAGGAAGAAAACUCUGAGGAAAAGGUUAAAGAAGAAUGCAGUGAGGUUGCUGAGGAGAAGGGGGAAAGCAGUGAAGUGUCUGUGGGGAAGGCAGGGGCCAGUGAAGUUGCAGUAGAAAAAGAAGAGGCCAUGGAGGUUGAAGAACCUGAAAUGAAAAAUGAGGCAGUCGAGGACAAAAAGGGAGAAAGCAAAGAAACAGCUGCUGUUGAUCCCGAUGACAGCGAAACUAAAGAAGUCUUAGAAACCAGUGAUUUCAGUGACACUGAAAAGGAAACUGUUGACAUAAAUCCUCCCAGUAAAAAGACAAAUGCAAAGAAACCCGCCGCCAAAGGCAAGAAAGGCAAAUCUGCAGCAAAGAAGAAAAGCCCUGUUGCAGAAAAGAAGAAAAACACCGCACCAGUCGUUGCGCCUGCUAAGAAAACAAUGUCAAAUUUCUUUGGCCGCAAAGAGGAAUCAAAGGAUUCUCCGUCUGAUGACAACAAAUCCACCUUGGUUAAGCCUAGCGGGUCGUCUAACAGUGCUGAGUACAACCCACUCGCGUCCAAGUACCAUCCCAUUGAUAAUGCCAGCUGGCAAAAGGGAAAACCGGUCCCAUAUCUGGCACUCGCCCGCACUCUGGAAGCAAUUGAAAACACAAGUGCGCGUCUCAAGAUUACAGAGAUCCUCUCCAACUUCUACCGCUCGGUGAUUGUUAUGAGUCCUGAAAAUCUAAUUCAGUGCGUCUACCUGUGCCUCAACAAACUCGCUCCUGCUUUCGAAGGACUAGAGCUGGGCUUGGCAGAGAAGUCUCUGAUGAAAGCAGUUUCGCAGAGCUCGGGACGCAGCGACAAGCAGGUUUUGGAGGAGCUUGACAGCACUGGCGACCUCGGCAUUGUUGCUCAAAACUCGUGCGGACGACAAACCAAACUCUUCAAACCACCUCCUUUGAAUGUGCCUAAAGUUUUCAGCCAGCUUAAAGAAAUUGCCGCCAUGAAAGGCAGAGAUUCAAUGACCAGGAAACUGGAAAAGGUGUCUGCCAUGUACAACGCAUGCCAACCCAUUGAGGCUCGUUAUCUGCUGCGCUCACUGAGUGGAAAACUCCGAAUUGGGUUAGCUGAACAAACUGUUCUCCAGGCGCUUGCUCUUGCUUGUGUGACGACUCCCCCAGAGCAGAAAGAAUAUCCGCCAGCUGUGCUGAAUGCUUCCCAGGGUAUUUCUGCUGAAAGUUUCAAAUCAAAGCUUGAUGAACAUGCGCUAAUCCUGAAAACUACUUAUUGCGAAUGCCCUGUGUAUGAAAAAAUCAUCCCCAUCAUGCUGGAGCAUGGCUUGAAAAAACUACCUGAGAAGUGUCAGAUUUCACCUGGCAUCCCUCUCCGACCAAUGUUGGCCCAGCCAACCAAGGGCGUGGCUGACGUUUUGGCUCGCUUCGACGGCCGCAAGUUCACUUGCGAAUUCAAAUACGAUGGUGAAAGAGCUCAGGUCCACAUAAGUGACAAAGGCAAAACGGUCAGGAUUUUUAGUCGAAACCAAGAGGACAAUACUAGCAAAUACCCCGACCUUGUGUCCAGAAUUGGCUCGCAAAUCGAAUCUUAUGUCGAAGACUGUAUCUUGGACUGUGAGGCGGUCGCGUGGGACAGAGAAUCGGAGAAGAUUCUGCCUUUCCAAGUCUUAUCAACUCGCAAGAAGAAGGAUGCGAAUGAGUCUGAAAUUAAGAUUCAAGUGUGCUUGUUUGUUUUCGACUUGCUUUAUAUUAACGGCGAGCCGUUAGUUCGAUCCCCACUGAAUGAAAGAAGAAACAAGCUAAAAGAGAUUAUCAAAGAAGUGCCAGGGCAACUGAAGCUUGCUGACGGCCUGGACACUGACUCAUUGGAGGAAGUUCAAGCAUACCUCGAGCUGUCCAUCAAAGGUAAUUGCGAGGGCUUGAUGGUAAAGACCCUAGAGGAAGAAGCCACUUACGAAAUUGCUAAACGCUCUCGCAACUGGCUCAAACUGAAGAAGGAUUACCUGGAUGGCGUUGGCGACACCCUGGACUUGGUUGUGUUGGGUGGCUAUUUGGGUCGUGGCAAGAGGACUGGCGUGUACGGAGGAUUUUUGCUUGGUUGCUACGACCCUGAGGCUGAGGAGUAUCAGUCCAUUUGCAAAAUUGGAACUGGCUUCAGCGACGAAGAUUUGCAUAAGCAUUCCGAAUUUUUCAAAGAACACAUUCUCUCUGGGGGUGCCCGGCCCUAUUACCGAUACGAUCCCUCGCUUGAACCUGAUCACUGGUUUGAUGCAGUUCAAGUUUGGGAAGUAAAGUGCGCCGACCUUUCGCUCUCGCCGAUCCACAAAGCAGCGAUUGGCAUUGUUGAUCCAGAAAAAGGAAUUUCCCUUCGUUUCCCUCGUUUCUUGAGGAUCAGGGACGACAAGAAGGUCGAAGAGGCUACUGCAGCAUCACAGGUGGCUGAGUUUUACCAGAAUCAAGAACAAGUGAAAAAUCAAGCAGACAACAACAAGCCCAUGAACGAAGAGGACUUUUACUAAAAAGUAAAGCCCGAACGUAGAUAUUUUCUAAUGUGUAAUUUUACUCUACAGUAAAUAUUAAUGUGUUUAUGAAAAAUUAAAAAAAAUAAACCGAUUUUAGUGGUUUGUUAUAUAAUA
Molecule: messenger RNA, 3174 nt
Organism: Cloeon dipterum
Lineage: Eukaryota; Metazoa; Arthropoda; Insecta; Ephemeroptera; Baetidae
Gene: DNAlig1
Product: DNA ligase 1
Exons: 19
Coding region: 97-3057 (986 amino acids)
Biological process (GO): DNA repair; Okazaki fragment processing involved in mitotic DNA replication; DNA biosynthetic process
Cellular component (GO): mitochondrion; nucleus
Molecular function (GO): ATP binding; DNA ligase (ATP) activity; DNA binding
Source: RefSeq, a predicted model, not a curated record